Messenger RNA from Mercenaria mercenaria, 3559 nucleotides. RefSeq lists its product as uncharacterized. Bases 263 to 2428 code for a protein of 721 amino acids. NCBI's taxonomy places the organism in Eukaryota, Metazoa, Mollusca, Bivalvia, Venerida, Veneridae. The record is from RefSeq and is a predicted model, not a curated record. The transcript has 15 exons.
CUGUUUAUUUUGUCUUUAAGGGAACACGGUAUACAAGUCGUCUUGUUCAGCAACAAGUUGUGGUGCCUGUCCUUCUUGCACGGCUUGUUCCACUUCUAACGGAUGUCUUACAGGACCAGCAACAUACAAUAUUGUUGUUCGUUGUUAUACAACUUCCUAUGACAAUGAUGACGAUGGAACGUCUACCCUGACUGUCAGUGUGGCUGAAGAAACACCAGCAUUGACCAUUAGCCUUCCAGGUUCGGUGGAUGCGGAUAACUCAAUGAACGUUGGCACUGUGUUAACGACAGCGAGUAAAUCAAGUGGACCUGUCAUUGUGCAGUAUACGAAGUCAUCUGCUGUUUCAAACACAUACCUGCUCAAUACAGCCAACAUGUUUGAACUGAACACAGCCAACGGACAAGUUUAUGUGGCCACUGACCCUUCAGUAGAGUAUGACUACACUUACAGUAUGGGAAUAUGCAUAUACAGUCGCCGGCAGGAGUCCUGUGGAACUCUUCCUAUAAACUUUGACGGGUGCUUCCAGACCCCAAACUGUAACGAUCAGACAGACACCACCAGUUUCAGUGACCAGAUUGCAGUCGGAGCAACAUUGUUUACCAUGACAUAUACUAACCCUUCGGCUCAUUUCACCGCAAUCAGUUCCACAUGGCAGAAUUUGAAUUUUGUAAAAGUUUCUUCAACACUAGCAGAAGCUUCCAUACACUUAACGACAGGUGUUCUGUCUACAACUGGGAACGUAACAGUAUGGCCAGACUAUCCCCAUUCGACACACACCUUUGUUGUAAGAGUUAGCAACCCGGGACAUUCGUGCUCAUAUUCCGCCACGUGCACUAUGACCAUGCAGUUCUCCUUUACAAACUGGGCUAUACGUUUCAUCAGUUUGCCCACCACAUACAAUAUUCACGAGGACACGGACUCACGAAGACUGGUACACAGUAUUAUUACGUACGAUUACAACAACCCGGAUCAUGAUAAUGUCACGUGUGUAGUGACAGCCAAUGAGGACACAGCUCUUCUUGAACUUACCCACAACGGAAACUAUUCUUAUGACUCAUGGUUUAUUUAUAAGAAAGUAUGCCAGGAUCCUGACUGUGGGUACAUUGGUGCUGCCUUCCUCUGUACUGUGGGUAUUGGAUGUUUGAACUACGACUUAGAUGACGAAUAUACGAUCACCAUACAAUGCAGUGACGCUUAUGGUUCAAGUGACACGGAAACCUUCACUCUGCAAGUUACAGAAAAUCAACCGCCAUCUUUCACAAAUACACCAACUACAAUCACAGUAAACACUGACAAUAUAGCACAUUUAGAUAAAGUGUUUUCCAUCUACUACUCGGAUUCAGAAGGUGAAACAUUAGACUACAAUUUCACCAUUACACCGUCUACACCUUCUUUGUUUGCGUUUGAUACUCGGGGCAACUAUUACGAUGAUCCGGCUAAUGUUACAGCCACUAUAUUCCAAUGGGACCUAGUUAAUAGUUCCUUUGCUGUUACCUUUUGUGGCCGAGAAAGAAGAAAUAUAGUCUGCUCUUCGUUUGAUAUUGACAUCCGAGAGUAUUGUGGACCUACACCGGUAUGUAGCGAUGACUCAACGACAGUUACCGAUCAGUUUGUCACAGGUGCCGAGCUGUUCCAAAUAGAUGUAACCGGAAGUGGAUACACGUCACUCUCUUACGUCACAAUAUCCGAAUAUUCUAAUCUGUUUUCUGUGAAUUCGGUCACAGGCAGUGUAACAUCAGCAGCAGCCUUAGAAGCAAGGAGUCCUCCUGGCUCAACCACUUACUCUAUAGUUGCGAAUGUUUACGACACCGCUGCUUGUGCUGUCGCAGCUUGUGCUCUCAGUGUUGAAGUCACAUUUACCAACUUUGAUAUAUCUAUCGACAACAUGGGAAGUGUUAAUGUUGAUAUUCAUGAGGACGAGCAAGCGUCUGUGACACUUGUCACCAUAGCAACAUCAGAUGACAACACUAUCGACGGGGUCACUUGUGAGGUAGACAACGCCGCAUCAACACCAGCAAAUAACAACAUAUUCUUCGCUGUGGAAACAGACACUGGUUCGAAUGUUUAUGAGUUAGUGAGCAAAGAGGGACCAGGAUUUGAUUAUGACGUAGCAGACACGUAUACAGUAGUGGUUGUUUGUGAAGAUAAUUAUGGUUCCUCUGACACAGCUACUGCUACGGUGAGCAUACUUGAGAACCAGGUACCAACAAUGGAUAAUCUAAAUGCUGGAGACGUCAUCAAUGUAGAUCCGAUGACGGUAGGAGCUGGUGACGUCAUAUUUACUCUACAAAUAUCAGACGACGAAGGUGAUCAACUGAAGUAUUCGUGUAGUGUAACGAACAAUUUCGUCCCUCUACAGUGUUUAUCAGUAAAGUCUAAUAUCCUCUGGGGACGAAUCAAGAAAUGUGGUUUAAGGCAAAGCACGUAGAUUUAGAUGGUCCUGGGUAUGACCUACUAGGAAGAGAUUUGGCAAGUACAAUUUACAUCUCAACUGGUGUCAUCUGAUGUUUAUUUGAGAUAGUUUGAGCAUGACAUUUUGAUACAAUGUCAUCUUUUAAAGUUGUAAAAUACCUAAAUUAAAAUAUGCAUCCAUAUUUUAAAAUACAUUUACAUUUUGCAAUGAACACGUUGUCACUACAUUGUUAAUGAUCACAUGGCAAUGAAAGAUUUUCUGAUACGUUUACCUUAAAGUUGUAAUAGGGGCCUCUGUGGCCGAGUGGUUAAGGUCGUUGACUUGCGAUCAAUUGCCCCUUACAGAUGCGGGUUUAAACGUCACUUUAGGUGUAGAAUUUAUCAUGUGAGGAAGCAAUUCAGCUGGCUACUGGAAGGUCGUUUUUUGCCCAGGUGCACGCCAAGGCCUCAGACAAUGUCUUGAGGGUCACCUGGGAUCUUCCGCAACUUGCCAUAUGAUCUAAAUUAUGUCAGCAUGACAGUCACUAUAAACACAAUAAAAUAGCUAUAAAUGGGUUCCCCGGACUAAAUAUUCAGCCUGUAAUACGACUCAUGUUUUCUUGUUUUAAAAAAUCAAAUCACACAAAGAUUUCAUAUACUUUUACUACCACACGCCAUUUUGAAACAUUUUAACAUUGAUAAGUAUCAUGUAAAUAUAAUAUAAAACUUUUACGAUGAGGUAAGACAGUGACGUAACUUGUUGUUUUUUGUUCAUGUUCGUCUCUCACAGCGUUUUCAGCUAGUUGUAUAUUUGAGAAAUUUUAACGAAUUUUUGUGACUCGUAAAAUAAGUAAAUGUUGAUGUUGUCAUUGUUUUGAUGUUGUUGAACAUUUGAAAUGUUAUCGAUUACAUAUUAUGCUAAGGGUGAGUUGAAUUUACAGGAAGACUUUUCAGUAAGUUUUCCUCUUUCUCCUCACUACCCUUAUCGCCUCCUCUCAUCAUUUGCUCUUGCAUUUGCGCUUGCUUGCAUUUGCACCCGCGCCCCUCCUUUUACUAUGAGCAAGUCUUGCCCACCAUAAUUUUGGCAGCCGGUCGUCCGUAGGCGGUGCCCGACUGUUGGUUUUCCUGCUUGUUUGUGUGUGAGUGCGUGUGUGUGUGUCUUAGGCGG